CAGGGGCGGACUGACAAUCUGGAAACUCAGGCACUGCCCGAGGGCCCGGGGUCAGUAGGGGGCCCCAUGAGAUGCCCCUUGUACCUUUUUCAUAGGCUUUUUUGAGUUUGGGCAAGGACACAGGGGCCCCAUGAUCCCCUAUCACCCAGGGCCCAAUGAGUUUUCAGUCCGCCCCUGUGUGUGCCCUUUAGUGCUGCCUAUCAGUGCCCAUCAGUGCCGCCUAUCAGUGCCCAUCAGUGCCGCCUCAUCAACGCAA
Staurois parvus is the source of this 256-nucleotide messenger RNA. The record is from the annotation of a GenBank genome assembly. NCBI's taxonomy places the organism in Eukaryota, Metazoa, Chordata, Amphibia, Anura, Ranidae.